Clonostachys byssicola is the source of this 3318-nucleotide messenger RNA. The record is from the annotation of a GenBank genome assembly. NCBI's taxonomy places the organism in Eukaryota, Fungi, Ascomycota, Sordariomycetes, Hypocreales, Bionectriaceae.
AUGGCAACGGAUAUCAGCGCAUCUUCGGCCUCAUCGGGCUCUUUUAGUAACCGGGUGCGUUCAUCAAGGGUGCCAAUCAGUGCUUCCGCCAGUGGAUCAUGGCGAACGCAUCACCUCGCUAUUGAUGAAGUCCCGGAUGAUCUCAGGGCCUUCUAUGAUAUCGGCAGGGCACUGGAGGCGGCAGGCGUCCCUGGACCAGCGAACCUCAUACCUGGGAAGAAACAAAUUGGGCAAGGCGCUCAGUUUGUAGUAUACAGGCAAAGGAUGGCUCGAUCCGAGGGAGGUUCUUUCGUGCUAGAAUCCGUCGCCGUCAAACAACCCAAAUUCCACCUGGACGCAUCCAGACAGCUCAACAUGGCAGACGGGCAAGCCAAGCGACAUCUCGAAGAUAUUUGCCUUGAAGUUAGAUCGCUGACAGUACCCGCAUUGCGAAAUCACGCAAACAUUGCGCGAUUACUCGCGUGGUCAUUCGACAUGUAUAGCCUGCACCAUCCAAUCUCGCUCAUCAUGGAAAUGGCCUUGUCUGAUCUCGAGCAAGUCCUCGACCAGCAGGCCAUUUCGUCCUGGCAAGCAUACCAUUUAUGUUCCCACAUUGCAGCCGCCAUCGACGCCAUCCAUCAGUGUAGUGUGAUUCAUGGGGACAUCAAGCCUCGCAACGUUUUGAUCUUUGAUCAGAGAGAUGGUCUUGUUGCCAAGCUAGCUGACUUUGGCCUAUCAAUUGCCGGCGAGGCUGUGGCUCGGCUGGGGGGGACUCCUGGCUGGCAGGCUCCAGAGGUAGAACGGGGGGAGUGUCUCACCGUAAAUGGAAUGAAGAAGGCUGAUAUGUAUUCAUUCGGGUUAGUUGCUUGGAAGACAAUCUUUACGUCUGGGAACUCCUCCCCUCCCCCUCCAAUGAGUCCCCAAGGCAGACACGAGUGGUUGCUAAGCGAGACUAAAAAGGCCACAAGCUUUACCAUGGCCUUUCUCCUAUCUGAAGCACGAACAGCGUUCCCUGCCCUGCUUAACGAGAAUCCAGAUGAGAGACCAGAGAACGCGGAACGGCUCUUUAGCGAGAGUGAGGGGCUUUUCGAUGCCAGCGAGGUUGAAUCGCGUGACCAACUUAUCCUAAAUCUACGGCGAUGUGUUGACAGAUGGGACAGGGUUGGCGCCGCGGCGGCAGAAGACUCUGAAGACGAUGAUACUAUGUCCGAACACCUCCCGAUUCCCUCCCACGCCAAGCUGGACAAUAGUCUGCCCGACCAUGUCUUUAAUCCCCAUGACCUGACGCAAAGGCAUAGAUAUUCAUGGGAAAUACCCAGACUGGGCUGGUAUUUUCUCUCCGGGCUGUCCUCAUCCUCUGCGGUUGCAAGAGAAGCCCUCCUACCGGAGGUCAUAUUCGCCACUUUUCUGUUCUCAACCGGCUCUCAGACCCAGACGGCAACCCAGAAAAAGGCAAUCCUAGACCUUCUGCUGACUGCAGCUACGCGAGGAUACCAACCAGCAAGGGCAGCAGCCCCAACAGCAUUAGCAUGGUACUACGGGGAGAUCCCAAGCGACCGAAUUACACAGGUUAUGAAAUGGCUUCAGACAGCUGUUGCCAGUGGUUCAAUUUCUGCGAGACGCCAGUUGGAUCUGCUUGGCCCAGAGUCAAUGCCUGCCUCAAUUCAAGAAUUUAGGGCCCAUGGGGGCUACGCAUCACACUAUCUCGCCAACCAAGCCGUGGAUGGCUUGCCUGGGCUUGCUUCUUUCGGAACCUUAGAGAAACUGAACGAUUAUAUCACUUCUGCCGGAGUUGGUUUCGAUAUCGAGGAGAGGACAAAAGAGGGAGAGACGGCCCUCUACCUAGCUUGCGCUCGCGGAUCCUGGGAUAUUGCUGCCGAGUUGCUCGACCGUGGCGCCAAUGCUUCUGUGGUGUGUACCGAGUUCGGCAUCACAUGUUUGCAUUGGCUAUUUGCAUUCGACUCAGCCCUCCAAUCUACUGUAGCGAAUCGACUGGUCAGUAGCGGGGCUAAUAUCAAUGCCGUGAUUCCUCAACCGGUGCCUUUUCUUCACUUUCCAUUCCAUCUUCCCUCCGGAACACCUCUUCACUGGGCCGUUGCUACUAAGAGCCAUACCACAAUAAAAGUCCUUAUCGAUCUUGGGGCCCAACUGGACAUACGUGACGGUUCGGACCCCUACAGGUAUGACAAUCGAGUGAGGCUUUUAUCUGAUGGCGAUCCGCCUGAAGAGUUAUACGCCUUGCCGGAAACUCAGCCGUUGGGUCUAAGUCCUAUUGAUUAUGCUGCGAUGGAUCACGAUCCCUUUAUUUUUGAGUAUCUUGUGUCCUCGGGUAGAACUAUCCAGAUUAAUGCAGUAGACGAUGAGGGUUUAACUGUACUACAUAGGCUAAGUGCCGGUCACAUCCGUCGAACCCUGACAGGUAUCCGUUUUUCCAGUUUGCCUUUCAAGGAUAGCCCAGCGAUGAGCCGAGGUCAGUUGAAGCGAACCGUUGCAGCUAUUAAGUCUCUAGGCGGAGACUUGGAACGACUGACAACCCCGAGCACCACAUAUUAUGAUGGGACCAUCGAGCCCUACUCGCCUCUAAUCAUGGCUACUCUGGGAGGGUGCCGCGAUGUUGUUACUGCGCUCCUGGAGGGUGGAGCAAAUAUACACACAGAAAAUGAGUACGGAACGCAAGCAAUCGACCGCCCUUGUGAGGAUAACGUCAUAUGUUACGAGACCGUCCGGAUUCUCAGCGCAGCUGGUGCCGAUAUCAACCAUAAAGACAAAUUGACAAGUCGCACGCUGCUAUACACGGCUGCCGCACGCAGAAAUUUCGACUUGAUGGAGCUGCUUCUCUCCCUGGGUGCAGACAUUGAGGAGAAGGUGGCACAUCGCUUUGCGUUGGAGCAGGGAUGGGGAAUCUUUGCCCUGUUGGCGCAUACAGAGCCACCCUUUGAUGAAACUGCAGACGUAAGAAUAGCCGAGUUGUUGAACAAGUAUGUGCUUGGUCAUGUGGAUGCGGAGAAGCGGCGGCGGGUGAUUGAGCAUGCUGAUGACAGGGGCCAAACGAUGUUGCACCGUUUUGCGAUGCACUUUAUGCGACACAGCGUUAGUCUGCUUCUUAAUCAUGUUAGUCAAAUUAACUCUCCGUCGCUGUGCCAGGGAGGGAUAAAAUCGAAGAAUGCCCAGCACCAGACUCCUCUUGAUGUUGCCAUGGAAUCCAUGGAGAUGCUUGAGCAGUCAAUGCAUGAGACACCAAAAUAUAGUAUCCCUGAAUACGAGAGCCUCCUCGAGAGAGCUAAAGCAGUGGUUAAAGCCCUUCAGGAUGUAGAGGUAAAAUUAUAUAUUAAGGGUUAA